GCUCACACAACAGAUCUGCCUGUACUAAAUCUCCCAGAAUCCUCUGUCAGCCAGCACUAGUUUAUAUAACGAGCCCUCCCACUGCUCACUGGAGCCUAAUCAGCUUUGCCCGUGUGCCAGUGUCCCCGCCUCUCAUGCCUAUAUUUGGGUGUUAGCUCUCUGCUCCCCAGCAGGCCAAGAAGCAGGUACUGCAACGUCAGACCGGCAAACACUGAUGAACCCGCUGAGCACAAACAAUCAGGGCCGACAUGGGCAGCGACGAUCGGGAUGUCACAGAGGAGGACGCCGAGCUGGGAGACCUCAGCGGCGCCAGAAAGGUCAACAUGCUGGAGGAGGAGGAGGGUCUUCCCGAGGGGACUUGGUGUGACAGCACGGAGAGACGAGCAGCUGCCAAGGGAAGUGACAAUCUCGUUCCAGGUGACAUCCCUAUCACCUCUGACUGUCCCCAAGUGCGGGAAACCCAGCGACGAACGCUCUGCCCUCCCUGUGCCCAGAUAAUAGUGACAGACGAGGAGACCGGCAAGAGGAAAUGCGUAUGCCCGGGACUUGGCAUUUUCUAUACCAUCCUGUCUGCCGCCUUCUUUUCUUCCAGUUCAUUACUGGUGAAGAAAAUUGAAGAUCUGCAUUCUGUGGAAAUCAGUGCAAUAAGGUGUCUUUUCCAGAUGCUGUUUGUUCUUCCUGGCUUAAUUUAUUACAAGACAGGAUUUUUGGGACCCAAAGACCAAAGGAUUUUUCUAUUUUUAAGGGGUUUCCUUGGCUCCACUGCUAUGAUCUUGCUGUACUACGCUGUCCAGUGUAUGCCCCUCGCUGAUGCCACCGUGAUCACCUUCAGCAGCCCAGCAUUCACCUGUAUAUUCGCCUGCAUAUUCCUUAAGGAAAGGUGCACCAUAUGGGAUAUCGUUUUUAUGCUUUUUACCAUAACUGGAGUCAUUCUAAUAGCCAGGCCACCAUUUUUGUUUGGCUCGCUGGAUGAAAGUCUUGAUUAUGAUUAUGCAGACCAUAUGAAAGGAACUAUUGCUGCUGUAUCAAGUGCAGUUGGUGCUUCUUUAACUUUGGUUGUGCUGAGAAAAAUGGGCAAAUCUGUGCAUUUCCUGCUCUCUAUUUGGUUCUAUGCCAUCAUUGGACUGAUUGAAUGCAUUAUUGCCCUCUUUGCCCUUGGUGAGUGGCGUCUGCCAACCUGUGGAAUAGACAGAAUGUUCUUAGUAUUUAUAGGUAUCUUGGGCUUGGGUGGGCAGAUUUUUCUCGUGAAAGCCUUACAGAUUGAAAGGGCUGGGCCAGUGUCCGUCAUGAGAACAAUGGACGUGGUAUUUGCCUUUAUAUUUCAGGCAUUGUUUUUAAGCCAUAAUCCUACACUAUGGACAAUAGGGGGCGCUCUCUGUAUCGUCGCCAGCACUGCAGGGACCGCUAUCGUUAAGUGGUAUACAAGCUCAAAGAAAGCAAAACAGAGUGCAUUAUAAGUGCAAUUCUACCCAUAAAAGUGGAAUGGAAUUCUAGUUAGUGUAGGAGGUUAUUCUGUAUCCCUCAAGCAUCACUCUGUUCAUCUCACACCAGGUAAUGGAGAUCCUUUUAGGCCAAACAAUAAUCCGCAGUGUGAAUAACACAACGUACAAUGCCCAUAUUCUUUUCUGGUAGUUACAUUUCUG
Messenger RNA from Xenopus laevis (African clawed frog), 1643 nucleotides. It is a transcript of the gene slc35g1.L, whose product is annotated as solute carrier family 35 member G1 L homeolog. Bases 249 to 1457 code for a protein of 402 amino acids. Gene Ontology annotation, cellular component: plasma membrane; endoplasmic reticulum membrane; membrane. Gene Ontology annotation, biological process: calcium ion export across plasma membrane; regulation of cytosolic calcium ion concentration. Lineage: Eukaryota; Metazoa; Chordata; Amphibia; Anura; Pipidae. The record is from RefSeq and is a predicted model, not a curated record. The transcript is spliced from 3 exons.